Fusarium vanettenii 77-13-4 is the source of this 945-nucleotide messenger RNA. RefSeq lists its product as uncharacterized. The record is from RefSeq and is a predicted model, not a curated record. The transcript has 3 exons. NCBI's taxonomy places the organism in Eukaryota, Fungi, Ascomycota, Sordariomycetes, Hypocreales, Nectriaceae. Bases 1 to 945 code for a protein of 314 amino acids.
AUGUCAUGGCCUGAUGAGUCGACAGGGUCGGCAAUCUUCAUUUCCGAACGACAAACAAGUUGCCCAGUAGAAGGCAAUAGCGACCUUUAUGGCCUUGGAAUCAGACUCGGAAUAUACAUCCAGAUGAUUACAGUCCAGAUCUCGGGCGUCACAACCGCUAGGGCACACGGUAAAAUAUCUGACCAUCUGGGCGAGGCCGCCCUCAUAUUUAUCCUCUCGGCGGGCAUCGUCCUGGCUAGACUGGUUUCCCGAGCCGAGAUCCAACCAGUCGAAGUUAUCCCCAUUCUCACUCUCCUAGUGGCUCAUCUUGGCGUUUGUCGAGUCCCCUGGUGGCAGGGGCGGACUCUCAUUCUGAUCUACGUUGCCGAGGUUUCCUUGCUCGUCGGUUUGAUAGUUUGGUUCUGGUGGUCAGGAAUGGAAACUCUGCCGAGGUCAUGCGCCAACGACUAUGCCUUCUUUUUCCACAAGGUCAGGAUCUGGGGUUGGUUCCGCAAGCUGGGCAAAGGCGGUUCCAUCAUUCUCAGUGUCGGUACAUUGAGCGGCGUCGCAUUCUACCUCAUUCAAUUAUCUCGUCUCAUAAGGAACUCCGCCAGAAACAGCCGUUCAGAGGAACGAGCGCCACAGGGAGAUCACCAAACCUGGGCUCAGAGGCUGAGAUUCCAUCUACUUGACUUCUUGAUUUUUGGCUGUGCCAUCACUUUUGUGGAAGUAACACUUGCAUGGAACCACAUCUCACAAGUCCAUUCUCUUUCAUCCCCCGGCCAGUUCAUGCCAUUUUUCAUAUCACUUGCCCAAUUAAUCUCAACUACGACUAGAAGUGUGAAAAUUUGCUUCAAUGUGGAUAACAGUCCAGAGAUCGCCGCCCAAGGCCAAGAUGACUCCAGCCUUCAAUGCCGUCAUAGAGCUUCAAGUAGUGCCUAUGACUUAGAGGAGCAGACUGGUUGA